AUGGCCAAGGGCUCAAGGAGGCGAAUAGGUACAGUGAGCACAGCGAGGCCGUUCGAAAGGCCAAUGGAACCACGUGUUUUGAAUGGAUGCGGCAUGCACGUCCUGGGCUUCGUGCCGCCCGGUGGCUUGGUCACGACCCCGUUGACGAGCGCCACGUCUGGUCGCCAGGUAACGAAGACGGCUGAGAAGUUGAAGCUUGAGACCAAGGAGAUUGUGAAAGGUCCAUCCUCUUGGAAAAAGGGCAAGCCGUUGUAUGAGCAUGGCAACUAUGGCAGCUACUACAACUAUCGCCACUCCGAGAGCGAUUUCUUCGUCGGUGACCGACGAUUGGCGGCCCUGAGUGAACGCUUUGGGAAGAGCUUCUUGAAAGGCAAAGAAGUCCUGGACAUUGGCUGCAACUCAGGACUCGUGUCCAUUUCCGCGGCACUGGAUUUCCGUGCCAAGCGCGUCGUCGGAAUGGACAUUGAUAGCGGUUUGGUGGACUCUGCCAGACAGAACCUGGCGCAGACCGAACACCCACGUGCCAUCCGUGCGGCAGACUCCCUGGAGUUCCGUGCCGAGGACAUCCUCCACUGCCCGCUGCGGCGGCCACCCGAGGAGCUGCCUGAACGCUUUGAUGUCGUCCUGUGCUUCUCGGUGACGAAGUGGAUCCAUUUCGCGCAUGGUGAUACUGGCAUCCACAACCUCUUCAAGCGCUGCUUCAAGCGAACGAGGCCAGGUGGCUACUUCGUUCUGGAGCCGCAGGAGUGGGGUAGCUACAAAAAGAAACGUCACAUCACCAGAGAGGUCCGGCAAACCGUGUCGAAGAUCCAGAUCCGACCAGAGGACUUCGAAGAGUACUUGGUAAAUCUGGGCUUUGAAAAGGUUGCUGCUAUAGAGCCUCCAGGCGAUUUGCCCAAGAACUUCCAGCGCUUCCUCCGGGUCUUCCGCCGCCCGGACGACGUGCCGGACGCGGCGCCCGACGACGGGGCGCCCGCGGCGAAGGUCGAAGCGAAGCCCCGGAAGCGCAAGGCCGUCACGUCCGAGGCCAAGACACCGAACUUCGACACACCUCGCUCCAUUUCACCCAAGUCGGAGAGCGAUGAAGAGGAUGUACAGCUGGCGAAGCAAGCUCACACCAUCAGGAAGUGGUCAUAUUCAACGCAGGAAGAGGCCUCCUACGCCUUGCCCUUGACAUUCCUGGCAGAAAGUGAGUCCAUCAUUGAGCCAGAAACGAUCACCGAUCAGCGCAUCAUCACUCUGUACAAUGCUUCAGUGGAGCUCACAGAGGUGGGCAUUAGCACGGUGAUGGCCCCCAGUGUGGCGCGGCGCUUCGAGAAUGCUCUCGAGCACAUCAAGGUCACGGAGAACGGCUGCUUCGAGCCCAACGACUUCGUCAAUGAAGAAUUGUUCCAUGACGACUUGUUCUUAGAGGCCAUGGAAGCCUACACCACAUAUGGCAAGAUGGAAUCCAUUGUGUGCGAAAUGCAGACGUUGAUCAUUGACGUGUUGAAGGUCUUGAAUGAUGACUCUGAAGAACGUUUGGACAUCGUCGCCGGUCAGGCCAUUGGUGUUGCGGUGGGUCUUGAAGAGGUUGAGCACAAGACCAACGCGAUCAUGGAGCGAGUCUUUGGGCUCCUAGCAGCGCUGAGUGCUGAAGCAAAGAGCUUCAACUACACCGCAUGGUUGCAAGCCAUGGGUGAGAGCGAACUGGAAGUCACCGAGCUCGUUGAAGAGUUCAUGACGCAGAAGCAGGAGAUUCGAAAGCUUCUCUGGAUCUCCAAUAUCGAGGCGGACGAGUUCCUCAACAGCCGUCUUCUGGUCGCAGCGAUGACGUUUGCGAAGUGGUUCGAGAAGAUGCGCAAAGCUGCAGAUGAGUUCGAGGAGUUCCUCUUGAAGCAAUAUGAAGAAGGAGGCAGCUACGGCUGGUAUCGAUUCAAGCGCAUCUUCCAACAGCAGUCAGAAGAACGAAAGAGGUUAGCUCUUCGUUUGCAAGAGAAGAAAGAAUCAUGCAAAAAGGAAGCGCUGGAGAGCCAUGGAAAGCGUUUGGAAGCUGCAAUCGAAAUGAGGCGAGAGCGUGACGCUGAGAAGGAGUUUGAGCCUCCACCCAGCAGUGGUCUACCCACAGAGCGUGGUCGCCGCAUCCAGGUCACCUCCACUCCUUCGAUGGCUCCUGGAGGCGGCUCGCCUCACCGACGCAUCUCCUUCAACGCCAAACGCAGCAGUCACAUGGAGGAACAGAUUAUGACCUUCCUGGGCCAUGCGAGGGAGCACUUGGAUGAGUUGCAGGCUGAAGCUCAGGAGGUGCGGCACCUGGAGCAAAGAGCCGCGGAGCUGCUGCUUCGCCUCUUAACGAAGAUGCGCGUGCUGGAGCGACGGCGACUGCGGAAGGCAGCGGACAAGAGCAUCUCUCAGCGGGUCAAUGAUGUGAUGCCCGGCCGUUUUGUGGCGAUGCAUGCGAAGAAGCCAUGGCCAGCCAAUGAGGACUUCACGGUCACCAGCUCCUUGUUGCAGCAACAAGCCAUUUGCCGUGAUCUCAACAGCUUGUCAGUCCCUGUGGAGCUGAAAGAUAUUUGGACUGGCGUUGAGGGGAAAUUCUUGAUGAAGAAGAAAAAGAAGAAACCCAAGCCCAAGAAGAACGAGGUGGUAAAGACGGAGGAGAAGGCACCUGAGAUCGCAAGUCCGGCAGUGAACUUGUGGAGUCAAGCACGGGACUCCGUGGCGGUGGGCAGCGCGGUGAAUGCGAUCCAAAGCCUCCAGACGAAGGAAGAGGCGAAAAAGGAGGAGGUGCAAGCACCUGCCCAAGAAGCAGAGAAAGAUGAGGAUGAUGAUGACGAUUUGUUCAACUUCCCUCCCCACUUCUCCUUGGUCGACGUGCAACUUUUGCUCAGCGAUGCCGCGGUGACGCGCACGGAGCGGCUGCGGGAGCUACGGCAGGAGCUCUCGCAGGUGGCGCAGCAGGUUGGAGCCAAGUAUGGGCGACAAGCCUGGGAUUACAACGCGAAAGCCCUGGAAGCUCAUUCCAAUACCAACCCUUGGGCGGUGCUGGUUCCCAUCGUGGAGAAGGAAAUGAUGAAUCUUGGAGAGAGCGGGCGCUUCUUCCUGUCACGUCAGGAUGCAGCCAAUCUCCAAGAUUUGAACCGCUUGAUGCGAACGGUGAAGUCACAGAUGGCCGUGGAGACCUCCAAGAGUCGAAGCCACUUCGAUGAUGAUGAAGAGAGAUGGUCCUUCAUUUCUGAAAUCCAUAUUCGUGCGUUGAUCGAACAGCUCCGGCAAAUGCAUCAGACACUACAAGAUCGCAAAAACAAGGCGGCCAGGUUGGACAUUCGAGCGGAGCUCACCCAGGAGUUGGCUCAGUUGCAUCCCGAGCUGCGAUCCAGCUAUGGCUUGGCACAGAAACGGCCACCACCCAAGAAGCCUGCAAAGGAGGAAGUUGAGCAAGAGGAAGAGGAGGACGAGGAAGAUCGGACAGAUUCUUUCAAGACCUUCCUCUUUGCGUUGAAGUUCAAACAGAAGAUGUCUGAAGCGCAGAAUGCCACCAAGCUGAGAGAAACAAAGGUACAGCUGGACGGAACCAUUGCGAAUGCUCAGAAGAUGAUCCGGGACGGAUUUGAGGUGACGAAAACGUUGGAUUCAGAGAAGGAGGGCGUUCAGACCGAGGUGCAUUACUUGAAAAAGUUGCACAACCGCAUUGAGAUGACGAAUAUGGCGACCUUCCACCUGAAGCAGCUGAAGAGCGAAAAGGCCCUGAUGAAAGCUCGGAAGGAAGCAGGAGCUUCUCUCCCUGGCGCUCUCGAGCCCGCUGGUGAAGCCGGGGGGGCGGUGGCACCGCCCUCCGCGCCAGUGGAGACCGUGUCAAGUCCCAAGCGGAAGAAGAAGGAUGCAAGGGACAGGACCAAGGAGAUGAAGGCAGAUAUUAAGAAAUUGAAAGACGGUACAACAGAGGAUGCUCCCCAGUCGGACGUCAAGGCCAUGCAGCGCCCGCCGGUGGCAGGCAAUGCAGGCAAUGCAGGCCGUCUUUCUGUGCGCAAGCCGGAUCGUGAACAAGAUGGUCAACAGAAGCCGCGAUCCUCCUGGCUGGCCCGGGCUUCGACAGCAGUUGCUUUGGGUAAGACGGAGUCUAUGGUGCCAGAGCGGGGUGCGCCACAGACAGGGCCGAGAGGGAACGUGCCACAAGACGCGGCAAAACAAAGGUCAGCAACAGGGCCUGUGGGGCCCCUGGCCUUUUUCAAUGAUAAGGGUGCUGAAGGAGAGAUGUCAGGAAGCGAGGAGGACGAAACAGGAGCAGCAAGGAGGCAGAAGGAUGACAAGAGGGGGACUCUGAAGCGAGGUGACCGCAAAGCUCAGUUCAACAAGAUCUUCACAACAACCAUGCAGCGUCGCUUGCGCACUGCGACAGAUCGAUCUGCGGCCAUGUUGUUCAAGAAGUCCCUCAUUGAGGCCAACCGGAAUCAGCAAAUGACUCGGAAGAUCUUGGACUCCAAGCGUGGGGAUUUGCAGAGCUUCUUGAAGUUGACGCUGUCGAAACAUGGCAUCAAGACCAUGCACCGCAUUCAGUCGGCCAAAGAGCAGCAGGAGCGAUGGAAUGAUGAAGUCGACUAUAUGACCACCAAGCUACGCCGUGGAGCGGGCAUGGAAUCCAUGUGGCGUGAACGCCACGAUGCCUGGCUCCAGGAGAUGAAAGACACGUUUGGAGACAUGGUGCUGGAUGCCUUUGUCCAAGCGGAUCGUUUCAUCAACAAAGAUCAAUGGUCACAGCGAUUGCAGCAGAUCUUGCGAGAAACCUUCGAGCAGAUGAAGGAGGAACUUCCAACCGCAGAGGUGGACGUGAGUCAUCACAUUGAUGUACCGGAGAAGGACGAAGAAGAAGGAUUGACCUCGGUGCGGCUGGGAGAAGCUCACAUGGCCAAGCUUUUGCAGAAGCAGAACACCCUUCCCCAAAACCUGGAGGAGGAGGAGGAGGAGGCAGCUCCAACACAGGCGGGCCUCACCCUGGAGGACCUCCCAGAGGUUUCUCAGGCGUUGUCCUCCCGCGGCUUCUCCACGCCGGCCCGACGACCACCGGGAAUUCCGACCGCGAGCGCCACGCAGAGUCGGCAAAAAUCUGCGGUGGUCUUCCAGCCUGACGAUGUCAUAGAUGUACCCGAGCCCGUGGAAAGUCACCGGGAGCAUGAGCUACCCAGUUGGCUGACGGCAGGCCGUACGCGGACAAAGACCAGAGAGCUGGUGGGAUCGAAAGUGGAGGCCGAGGAUGUGGAAAGCGAGGUGUCUGCGGAGAUCAAGGUCUUCAACUUGGCUCGCAGGAGGAGUGUGCAGCCCUGGCUGGAGCCGGUGGAUUGGAUUGAAGAUGCAUCAUAUCGAGCUGCCUUGAAAACUCUUCAGAAGCAGUUCCAUAAAGGCAAGACCCGAGAAGAAGAGAUGUGGGGCUACAGCCCGCCAGUGGACGGCGCGAGGCGACAUCUUCGGAGGAAGCUCACCGAACGGACUUCGAAGGCCUUGAGCAAAUCGGCCGAAAGAUGCUUAAGCAGGAGGUUGAAGAACUUCCAGCUUGAGGAGCUGGAGGACGCUUCUGAGCGAGUGCAUCGCACAGCCUGGAGUCCCACAGCCAUUGCCCUGCAGUGCAGCCUCCGUCGCAGCCGGAGGCGCUCACAGGCCAGAGCUCGGGGUUUGGAUUGCGUGCUGACCCACGAUGGCGUGCGCUUCCGAGGUCUUCCCCGACGAUACUUGGAGGAGGACGUCUCCGAGUACACUGAGGCCACCGAAACAGAGGCCGCAGGUGGCGAGUCGAGCACCUGGCUGGCGGACGCCACCGUGCGGCGCUUGCGCCGCUUCCGGCGGAAGUUGCUGAAACGCUUUUGCGGCCCUGAGGAGGCCUACAACAACACAGUGGUCAGCCCGAUAAGCCUCUUGGGCUAUGAGCAGUUCUGUGAUAUGGCCGAGCAGAUUAGCUUCGAUCAGACCAACACAAGGAUGGUGUGGCAAAAGAUGCUGCAACUCUUGGGGAAGGAGGAGUGUGAGGAGCUGGAACUGCACAAGGGCGAAUUCUCGCAUGCCAUGAGUUUCGCAUGCGACAUACGCGAUCUCAACACCUUGAGAAUCCAUUUGCAACUGCGCUAUGGGUCUUUGGCGGCAGCCUUCGACCAGAUGGAGAAGAGGCAUUUGGAUGAGGACUCCUGGGCUGAGCUUUUGGCUUCUGUCGGCGCUUCACACGAAGAGGCCAAGGUCUUCUUUGCGUCGAUGCUGGCCAAUGGCAAACGCCAGACCCCCAAGAUCAGCCGCCGGACCUUCCUACUGGUGCUUCAGAAUGCUGAGGGUUUUGCAGCCGGCAAAAGCUUGAUGAGCUCUUUGAAGCUGAGCAACGAAGCCACUGCCUGGCGGGCGCUCAUGGAGCACGCUCGCAGGAUGGCCAAACACAAGGGCAUGCGACUGGAUGCUCAUUCAAUCACCGCCACAGAGCUGCAGCUGCUGUUGUCGCCCUUGUCCAGUGACGUCCAUUGCGAAGCGUUGAUCCGCAUGGCGCUCUCCAAGCGACCAGAGCACAGAGGUCCAGUGCGCCUUCGUUUGGAGGAGGUCUUAUUGGCUGCAGUGAGUGGCCUUGGACGACGUGCCGCGGAGCUCAUCAAGGAGUUGGGCCGAGAUUACGAGGGCGAGGACAGCAUCAAUCCCUGGCCAACCCGGAGCGGAGCUCGGGCCGUUCCGGCACCAGCCAGCCUGGCGAAGCGCUUGCGGAGCUCCAUGGCUGUCUCAGUGGCGGAAGCCGCCCGGAAGCUCCAAGCAGGAGACGCUCAUGAUGGUGUGAGCACCUUGAUGGGCAUUGUCGGUAAGAGACCUCCCAGCCACACGCGCAGUGUGGCCAGCGCCAGCAGCGAUACAGAGGAUGUGCCAUCAAUCUCCUCACGCGCCACGACCCGGAAGUCCUCACCGCAAAGGUCCAGGCCACGCUCGGCGCGAGAGGAGCUCUUGGAAUGA
Messenger RNA from Durusdinium trenchii, 6948 nucleotides. Lineage: Eukaryota; Dinophyceae; Suessiales; Symbiodiniaceae. The record is from the annotation of a GenBank genome assembly.